AUGUCUCAGAGCACACCAGCUCCAACCCCCAGCAGAGCUAACUACGGCUUUGCUCUGUACCUGGGCUCGUACACUGUGUUCGGCAUCUAUGUGAUUUGGGCAUUUGUGCCGGACGAUUUGUUACACUCUGUGGGAUUGACGUACUGGCCACAGAAAUACUGGGCUCUGGCUGUACCUAUCCACGUGCUCGUCACUCUGGCGUUGUUUGCUUUCUGUUUCUACCCAGCAAUCAACUUGACACUCAUUCCUCCAAUGAAUGAUAACCGAAUUAUCUAUGAUGAAUUUUCCAUUAAGCCAGAAAAUGUUAAAAUAUCUACAAAAGGUAUACCAGCAGUGUGUGAUUUACCAUUAGAUGAAGUUUGUAAAAAUUUAUAUCUCAGGGGUGGUGAUUGA
Messenger RNA from Homalodisca vitripennis (glassy-winged sharpshooter), 393 nucleotides. It is a transcript of the gene PIG-P, whose product is annotated as phosphatidylinositol N-acetylglucosaminyltransferase subunit P. Gene Ontology annotation, biological process: GPI anchor biosynthetic process. Bases 1 to 393 code for a protein of 130 amino acids. The record is from RefSeq and is a predicted model, not a curated record. The transcript has a single exon. Lineage: Eukaryota; Metazoa; Arthropoda; Insecta; Hemiptera; Cicadellidae. Gene Ontology annotation, molecular function: phosphatidylinositol N-acetylglucosaminyltransferase activity.